Mesocricetus auratus (golden hamster) is the source of this 6805-nucleotide messenger RNA. RefSeq names its product protein kinase C beta (gene Prkcb). Gene Ontology annotation, biological process: protein phosphorylation. The transcript has 17 exons. Gene Ontology annotation, molecular function: ATP binding; zinc ion binding; diacylglycerol-dependent serine/threonine kinase activity. The record is from RefSeq and is a predicted model, not a curated record. Lineage: Eukaryota; Metazoa; Chordata; Mammalia; Rodentia; Cricetidae. Bases 176 to 2197 code for a protein of 673 amino acids.
AGCUCCGCGCGCGCGGCCGCCGCCAGAGCCGGCGCGAAGAGGCAGCGCGGCCCCGCGGUCCCCGGGCGGCAGCAGCGACUGCCUAGUCCCGCGCCUCUUUGGGCCCGCAGCCCCGCGGUCCCGCCGCCCCGGGGCCGCCACCUCUCGGGGCUCCCCCAGUCCCCGCGCGCGCAAGAUGGCUGACCCGGCUGCGGGGCCGCCGCCGAGCGAGGGCGAAGAGAGCACCGUGCGCUUCGCCCGCAAAGGCGCCCUCCGGCAGAAGAACGUGCACGAGGUGAAGAACCACAAAUUCACCGCCCGCUUCUUCAAGCAGCCCACCUUCUGCAGCCACUGCACCGACUUCAUCUGGGGCUUCGGGAAGCAGGGAUUCCAGUGUCAAGUCUGCUGCUUUGUUGUGCACAAGCGCUGCCAUGAAUUUGUCACAUUCUCCUGCCCUGGUGCAGAUAAGGGCCCAGCCUCUGACGACCCCCGGAGCAAACACAAGUUUAAGAUCCACACCUACUCCAGCCCCACCUUUUGUGACCACUGUGGGUCACUGCUGUACGGACUCAUCCACCAGGGGAUGAAGUGUGACACCUGCAUGAUGAACGUCCAUAAGCGCUGUGUGAUGAACGUCCCCAGCCUCUGUGGCACUGACCACACAGAACGCCGUGGCCGCAUCUACAUCCAGGCUCACAUCGACAGGGAGGUCCUCAUCGUGGUCGUAAGAGAUGCUAAAAAUCUUGUACCUAUGGACCCCAAUGGCUUGUCAGAUCCCUACGUCAAACUGAAACUGAUUCCGGAUCCCAAAAGUGAGAGCAAGCAGAAGACCAGAACCAUCAAGUGCUCUCUCAACCCUGAGUGGAACGAGACCUUCAGAUUUCAGCUGAAGGAAUCAGACAAAGACAGAAGACUGUCCGUAGAGAUCUGGGAUUGGGACCUGACGAGCAGGAAUGAUUUCAUGGGGUCUCUGUCAUUUGGGAUUUCUGAACUGCAGAAGGCUGGUGUGGACGGCUGGUUCAAGUUGCUGAGCCAGGAAGAGGGCGAGUACUUCAAUGUGCCCGUGCCACCGGAAGGAAGCGAGGGCAAUGAAGAGCUGCGGCAGAAGUUUGAGAGAGCCAAGAUCGGCCAGGGUACCAAAACUCCAGAAGAAAAGACAGCCAACACCAUCUCCAAAUUUGACAACAAUGGCAACAGGGACCGGAUGAAACUGACAGAUUUCAACUUCCUGAUGGUGCUGGGGAAAGGCAGCUUUGGCAAGGUUAUGCUCUCAGAGCGGAAGGGCACAGAUGAGCUCUAUGCUGUGAAGAUCCUGAAAAAGGAUGUGGUGAUCCAAGAUGACGAUGUGGAGUGCACAAUGGUGGAGAAGCGGGUGCUGGCCCUGCCUGGGAAGCCACCAUUCCUGACUCAGCUCCAUUCCUGCUUCCAGACCAUGGACCGCCUGUACUUUGUGAUGGAGUAUGUGAAUGGAGGUGACCUCAUGUACCACAUCCAACAAGUUGGCCGUUUCAAGGAACCCCACGCUGUAUUCUAUGCUGCAGAGAUUGCCAUCGGUCUGUUCUUCUUGCAGAGCAAGGGCAUCAUUUACCGUGACCUAAAACUUGACAACGUGAUGCUGGAUUCUGAGGGUCACAUCAAAAUUGCUGACUUUGGCAUGUGCAAGGAGAACAUCUGGGAUGGGGUGACAACCAAGACAUUCUGUGGGACUCCAGACUACAUUGCCCCAGAGAUCAUCGCUUAUCAGCCCUAUGGAAAGUCUGUGGACUGGUGGGCAUUUGGAGUCCUGCUGUAUGAAAUGUUGGCUGGCCAGGCACCUUUUGAAGGGGAGGAUGAGGAUGAACUGUUCCAGUCCAUCAUGGAGCACAAUGUGGCAUAUCCCAAGUCCAUGUCCAAGGAAGCUGUGGCCAUCUGCAAAGGGCUAAUGACUAAACACCCAGGCAAACGUCUGGGUUGUGGACCUGAAGGGGAACGAGACAUUAAAGAACAUGCAUUUUUCCGGUAUAUUGACUGGGAGAAACUUGAACGCAAGGAGAUUCAGCCACCAUAUAAACCAAAAGCUUGUGGGCGAAAUGCUGAAAACUUCGACCGGUUUUUCACCCGCCAUCCACCAGUCCUAACACCUCCUGACCAGGAAGUCAUCAGGAAUAUUGACCAAUCAGAAUUCGAAGGAUUUUCCUUUGUUAACUCUGAAUUUUUAAAACCUGAAGUCAAGAGCUAAGUAGAUCUGUAGAUCUCCGUCCUUCAUUUCUGUCAUUCAAGCUCAACAGCUAUCAUGGUGACAUUUUUUUUUUUAUCAUUGCCAAGUUACAUCCGUGUUUUCUUUUCUGAUGAGGCUAGAGUGGCCAUGUUUCAGAACCCAAAUGUCCUCCAGUAGUUUGGAGCAUCUUGAGGAGACGGAAUUAUGCAGGUGGCUUGUAGAAAGUUCUGCAUAAUUGAGACACGCUCAAAGCCCUCCUACUGUGUGCACCCCCAGCAGCUCAAAGCCCUCCUACUGUGUACACCCCCAGCAUGUCAGCUAACGCCCACUGGGGAGAGAAAAUGCUUGGUUUCUCUCCCUGCUUCUCUGCACUGCCAUUUUACCCUGGUCAUCCAACCUACAUCGUCCCCACAAAAUGGACAGAUGAGCUGAAUGCUAACAAUAUUCUUCCACUUUCCAGGCUGGGAGCUUGGCUCGAAUCCAAGUAUAUGGCUGCUUUGCCCUAGAGGGAAUCCCUCCACACUGCCUGUUCUGGAGGCAGUAGAGCUUUGAAAAGAACAUGCUAAAAAUAAAUUUUUAUUUUUAUUUUUUUAAUUCAAUGUUAAGAAGAUUAUCUAAGUCCGAAAGAAAAAAAGAAAAGCAGGAAUGCGCUUUUAGACAAGUAUCGGCCUAAAAGCAUUUCCAGGGGUCAAAAGGUGACCAGUUUGGGUGCUACCACCACGCUGUAGUUUCUGAUACUGUAUGUCUGACACUGGUACCCUCAUCCCCCAAACUACUCAAGAAUGGCAUUUGGCACUGUUCUUGGAACCACAUGGUCACUCUAGCAAGGUCCCAAAGGACCAUGAUUUUACAUUACAUUUCAAACGUUAUUUGCUUUUUUAUUUCUGUCAUUGUUGAAAUGCAAAAAGAAAAAAAUACUCACUUGUUACACAUGCUUUAAAAACUAUGUCCAGAUGUUAUUAGCCACAAUGGCCUGCUUUGUUCAACCAAGAAGAUGGCUAUGGAGCCCAGCAGACUUGUGCCUGUGGGGAGGGGGUUUGUCUAGGUGUAGGACUGGUAUUGGAGAGCUCUCAGAGAGCUCUGAGAGAGACACCAUCUCUCCAAACCAUGAUGGUUGCAUUCUUCAGUUUGAUGUCAUUUUGCAAGAUGUUUGUGGAAAUGUUCAUUUGCACUUCAGCAUCUGUUCUGAUAUUUUUCUCCUAGCAUCAAGAUACAAUAAAAAAAAAGACAAAAGAGAAGAAAUCCUAUUUCAAAGAAAACUGUUCUCUUUGAACAACAAGGACCCCCCACACUACAAAGUAGGGCCCAAGGAAGAAACUCAGUGUUAUACAGCCUCAGUGUUCAACCAGCCAGAAAGCAGGGCCUGGAAACCAUUUAUGGAAUACCUGGUGACCUAAAAUGGGGUGGGGUAGACAGGCUGGAGCCUCCCACAGGCUCAGAGUUCAGAUCGCACAUUCCCACCAGAGUCAAGCUUAGAGGCUAGCUAAGUUUGAGCUUCCUUGAGGAAGCAACUCAAAGAGCUCCCAGAAGUCCAAGUGGUGAGAGAGGCUUCAUUUCCCUCUGAACAGAUGAGGACAGCAGGUGGCCCUUCACCUUUGCCUACAGUUCAGAUCCUGCUCCUCUCAGACAGCCCUAAAGAGAAUUCUUAUCACAUGUCAAAAGAUAUCUAGGACUUCCAGGCCUUCUGAGAAGUCACACAGAAACUAUCUAAGGAUCAGCGUCCUUGAAGUAUACCUCCUCCUCUUAAAGAAGAUAAUGCCUUGCGGUUCUGCUGAGGCAAAGACCCUCAUAGUUAUUCUUCCCUAGUCUCUUAUGCCAAUCUGCUUCAAGUUUGUGGCCUGUACCUUUUAGAUCACAUCAAGCAAACUUGAAGUCCUAGCUGACGAUCUUAGGAUGCUAGCAACAGAGGGAGAUCAGGGCAACCCCACUCCUCACUUUAUUAUUGGGACACCUGGCAUCUGGAAAGUAGAAGUAAUUUUCUGAAGGUUGGUCAGUGACAAUACAAAUGUGGGUAUUCUGACCUCUUAACAUAGGACUCUGCCUGUUCUGUAACAAAACAAGUAUCUCUGAGCCAUAUGUCCAUUCCCAAGCAAGUUAUAUAGGGUCUUUCAUCUGGUUACUGAGUCACCAGGCCUUAGACACAUGCUUAGAAUAAAAACUGUAGAGAAACCUUGGGCCAUUCGCAAGUGAUCUGACACAACCUUAGAGAACAAUGUAGGAAGGAUGGAUAGACGGGUGGAUGGAUAGAUGGUAGAUAGAUAGAUAAAAAGAUAGAUAGAUAAUAGUAUAUAUGUAAAUAUAUACACUACACUCUACAUUUUCAGAUUCUUGCCAUUAUUUUUCAAGCUCCACAGUUUUCAAGCCAAAGUCUCCAUUCCCUUAGUGUACCUUGCUGAAGAUAGGUCCCAGAAGCUUCUGUGGAAGUAAGGGAUCAUUAAUCAGACUUCCUACUGUUUCCUCUUUAACCAACUUUCUAGAUCAGAGGAAACCAAGAAACAGCUUUCAGCACGUAAGAACUCUAGGGAAAUUUUGAAAUUUUAUCCAAAAAGAUAUAUUUUCAUUUAUUUUUGCAAUCAUACAUUUAUGCCCCUUCCAUCCAUCCAAGUAGCAUUUAUUGAACACUAACUGUAUGCCAGGCUGGGUGCCAGGAUAAUGGUGAGAAAAAAAAAAAGAUGCAACCAUCCCCUCUCCCUCUUCCUCCAGCAUACCAUCUGUGGGAAAGACAGUCAUAAAACAAGUGAUUAAAAUCAUGAAGCUGUCUAGAUAGAGUCUCUGGGCUUGUUGAGAAAAUCCACUAUGGACGUCUUUGCAGGUUUUUAGUGUCUCAACAGCCGCAGUUUGAAGUUGAGGGUGUCCUCUAACCUAGUUUCUGAAGCAGUCAAGUAGUGCAGAGGGUACAGAAGCAGAGAGGUGGGAGGGGCUCUUCCGGAAGCCAAAGACACACUCUCCACAUUUGAUCAGACUACAGAAGCUCCCCCAAUGUGAGCAGGCGGGCACCAUGUUAGCUCUUCUUCUGAAGACAGGGAGCUUCCUGACUUCAUGACUUAUUUCUGAAUCUUGAGUGCCAUCUGUCAUGGUCCAUUACUCAGAUAUCCACAGGUCCUCAGGAGAACACCAUUCCCCCUUUAGAAUUCUGCUGAUCACAGUAUGUCACCCUUGCUGAUCACAUCUUGAUCCCUCUAGCACACCUAAAACAGGCUUAAAUUUUCUACCAAAAAAAAAAAAAAGGUAUUUAACUUCUGAGAGAACUGAAAAAAGAAAAACUAAAUUAAAGAAAUCUAAUUAAAGUUGUAAAGUGUGACCAAUCAUAUGUCUAGAUCCAUGAAUCCACCCUUUUAAUUUCUGAGGUUUCUCGCUGAUCUCUUCUGAGAAAGGGUAGGGUCAUGAUGAUGAUCAGUGACAGGAUACCAGUAGAAUCAAUACCCUUCUUAGACAAGUGUUCCUGCUCUCAUGUGGCUUCAAAUGCUACAGCCCAAAAAGUAUUGUCACAACAAAGGGGGCCCAUUCCCUCCCAACAUUCUAAUGUAAAAUUCUGGAGGAUUUUCUGGGACCAGUCAUGCAAUGAAGCCCAUUAAAAGGAAGUCUUAUUUGGAGUACAUGGCUUACUGAAGCACAGUGAAUAAGAAAUGGCUUCCAAAGUUGGAGGUGUAGGAAGGGAAGUUCUGUCACAUACUCUAAGGUAAGGGUGGCUAGAUAGGGAGAGACCCCAAAAGAGGAGCUGCCUUUUGGCCCAGGUCUUCCCUUGUCCUGCCCACACAGAGCUUUAUAGCUUGCAGACUUUGCCCACACACAGUUCACUUCGCACUGGCUCCAAGUGCAGUGUCCUUUAUGCAAGCCUUAGGGCUGGUGGUAUUAUUUCGCUUAUGUAUGAAGAGGGAUCUGCCUCAGGAAUUAGGAAAAGCAAAGAAGUGCCCCUUUAAUCAAGUCUUCUUUCAUUGAUUCAGUGACUACUUCUGAGCAGCCUCCUGUGUGGUCUGUACUAUUCUUGGCAUUGGAAACACAGGAACAGACAAGGACUUUGCCCUCCUGGAAAGAAACAGUGCAAAUUCCUACAGCAGUAAAUGCACAGAAGACAACAAGAAGGUUGCUGACAUCUGGCUUGUAGGAUCAGGACAGAGAAAACAGAGUAUUAAAGAAACAGAAAGUAUCCACGUUUCCAUCUGGAUCAGACAUCAAGUGUCCAAGCCUAGAACUCUCCACAAAAGGCCAGGAUAAAUAGGAAAUGGCAAAAGAUGGCCCACCAUGUAGAAAACAGCUUUAUGAGUAGCCUUAGCCUAUCAAUCUCUGCCCACACUCUUCCAGAUGACUUCCUGAUGCCAGGUUGUCCCCCUCAAUCCCAUAACCCUACUCAGACACCCUAGUAGGAAGUAGGGAAUAUCUUACUUGUCUCAGGAGCAUCCAAGAAGUAGUUUGGAGCCUGGCAAUGGGAAAUCCUUAUCAACCAGUCUGUUAGGGGCUAAGCCUACUAAGAUUGACCGAAGUGAGUCAGCCAACAAACUCUAGCAUGACACAACCUUGGCUUCAGCCAGGCACCUGCCGCUAGCUGCUCAAAAAUUCUAGGCAUUGUGCAAACAGUCCUCAGGCUGUCUCUCCUGCCAGAGCUGCUGUAAUGAGGCAAAAUUAGCUGCU